AUGCAACCAGAAGACAAAAGCAGCGAGGCUGCCAGCAAUCCCAAGCAGCCAGGCCUCCGUUCAGAAAAUACUCCGUAUGAUCCUCACGUGCAAGUAGCCAAUGCAUCUUUGAGCUCCAAUUUCACCACCCGCCUAGCCAUCUUCUCAACCAGGAUCCCUGACUUCUAUAUCGCUCCUAUAUGCGGUGCCAGUGCUGGUGUUGCUUCUGGUAUCGUGACAUGCCCUCUCGAUGUGAUCAAAACCAAGUUACAAGCCCAAGGCGGCUUUGCCAGACGGGGAGGUGGUCCUGUCGACGCCAAGGUACUAUAUCGAGGAAUGUUCGGCACUGGAAGAAUGAUCUGGAGGGAAGCUGGUAUUCGGGGUCUUUACCAGGGACUGGGUCCAAUGCUGUUAGGAUACCUUCCUACAUGGGCAGUCUAUCUAGCAAUAUAUGACCGGUCUCGCAAAUACUUCUACGAAAAAACAGAUAGCUGGUGGUUAUCUCGAGGCUAUGCCUCAAUAAGCGCCGGUGCUUGUUCGACAAUUGUGACGAACCCUAUCUGGGUCAUCAAAACAAGACUCAUGUCACAGAGCCUUAAGCAGAACAAUGAAGGCUUCCGAGCACCCUGGCAAUACAAGGGCACAUUGGACGCUGCCCGCAAGAUGUAUCAAAUUGAAGGCCUUCGUUCAUUUUAUUCCGGCCUUACUCCGGCUCUGCUGGGUCUCACUCACGUGGCCAUUCAAUUUCCUCUCUAUGAGUACCUAAAGACGGCAUUCACCGGCUAUGGCAUAGGAGAAACUCCCGAAGAUGGUACCACUCAUUGGGCCAGUAUCUCAUGUGCCACAUUUAUAAGCAAGGUCUGUGCAAGCACAGUAACCUAUCCCCACGAAGUUCUUAGAACACGACUGCAAACUCAACAACGCACAAUUCCUGCUCAGUCACCAGAAGAAAUCUCUUUCCGUGGGGGUCUCAAUCAUCCCCAUGACCGUGGUCGGCCACGGUUCGCAUCGUCAUCCGAUGGGAUGCCCAGUCGCCCCCGAUAUAGUGGACUUGUGCGCACUUUUCAGACCAUUUUACAUGAAGAAGGCUGGCGUGCUUUCUACUCUGGAAUUGGAACCAAUCUGUUCCGGGCCAUCCCAGCUGCUAUGACGACUAUGCUUACAUAUGAAUAUCUGCGGCAGUUUUUCCACAACCUCCAGCAUGAGGGUGAGUUAAAGCUUCAUGCAGAAGAUCAGACUGCAGGAAUCUCUAGCAUCUGA
This is a messenger RNA of Penicillium taxi, 1239 nucleotides long. RefSeq lists its product as uncharacterized. The record is from RefSeq and is a predicted model, not a curated record. The transcript has 2 exons. Gene Ontology annotation, molecular function: pyrimidine nucleotide transmembrane transporter activity. Gene Ontology annotation, biological process: pyrimidine nucleotide import into mitochondrion. The coding region runs from base 1 to 1239 and encodes 412 amino acids. Gene Ontology annotation, cellular component: mitochondrion. Lineage: Eukaryota; Fungi; Ascomycota; Eurotiomycetes; Eurotiales; Aspergillaceae.